CGGCGGCUAUGCUCGCAGGUGGUGGAGUCGGUGUGCGAAAAGGUCUCUCCUUUGCCUUGACAAGAUUCUGCCUACUUUUUCAGCCUAAUCUCGAUUUGUCCUCCAUGUGAUCGGCUGUCUGUCAAGAGAUUGUUACAUCUGUCGUCAGGAAGCACAAGAAGGAGACGGGAAAUCUUGAGACAUUUCUCUUCCCAAACCGGAUUUAUGUCCAAGAUGACGAAAAAGCUGCUGAUCGAUGUUGACUGUGGAGUGGAUGAUGCCCAGGCAAUUAUGAUCGCUCUCGCCGCCCCUAAUGUGCAGGUCCUCGGCAUCACCUGUACGCAUGGAAACACGGUUGUGGAUAACGUCUGCAAGAAUGUCCUGCGUGUCCUUCAAGUUUGCGGUCGGCUAGAUAUUCCUGUGUUCAGAGGGGCCACCAAGCCCAUAUUGGGAAUCUCUAUCGAAGCAGGACACUUUCAUGGUGAAGAUGGACUUGGUGACGCUCCUGACCCCAAUGCCCCUGGCUUGGAUCUGCUGCAGAAAGAGGGAGCUGUGCAGGCCAUGAUCCGAAUAGUGAACGAACAUCCAGGCCAGGUGUCUUUGGUUGCCACAGCCCCACUCACUAAUUUGGCUUUGGCCAUAAGGAUUGAUCCCUCAAUUUCCCAAAAACUUAAAGGGCUUUACAUUAUGGGAGGGAACACCGAAUCACGAGGUAACACUACAAUCGUUGCAGAGUUCAACUUUGCCUGUGACCCUGAGGCAGCAUAUAUAGUGCUGAACGAUUACCUCUGCCCAACUUACAUAGCAUGCUGGGAAUUCACCUGUCGCAGUAAACUCCCCUGGGAGUUUUGUGAUGACUGGCUGGCCCAAGACACAGAGAAAGCGCGUUUCAUGGCGCGCAUUUUCAAACACAGCAUUGAGGCUUGCAGGAGUGAACGGAUUGAGAAGGAGCUAGUGGACGGCCAGGGCUUCAUAUCUUGUGACUCCUACGCCAUGGCGGCAGCCAUCGAUGACACGUUCAUACUUGAAAGUGACUACGUACCAAUCACUGUAGAACUCUCUGGCAGCUAUGCUCGUGGAAUGAUGGUAAUGGACACACUGGACAUACUGAAAAAGACUCACAAAGCUACGGUCAUGAAGAAGGUGGACCUGGAGAAGUUCAAGAAGAUGUUGAUGGACUCUUUAAAAUAAGAUCACCUCUUAAUUGUGGAGCCUGUUGUGUUGUUUCAGAUUGUGGCCUUACAUUUUCUUUAACACAGCCAGCUCUGUCCAAUUUGUAUGUUGGUUGUGGUGGAAUUGAGAACAAGCACAAUUUAAGACGUCCAAACACUUAUGAAUUUUCAAAUGGAAGCAUUCCAUUCACUAGAAAUAAGAUAAUAGAAAGGUUUUGAUGAUGAUAUUGUCAAAUAUCAUCAUCAAAUUAUUUCAUUACAUAGAUUCACAUGAAACUAAUUAUGGAUAACUGACCAUCAAAGCAUUCAGUGCUGCCUUAGGAGGAACAGAGUUAAUAUUUUUACUGACCUUUGAUAAGGAGAUUUGCAGAACACAAUAAAUGUAAUUGUACCAUAAUUUGUUUACUGUAACUUAUUAAAUAAACUGUACAAGGAUGACAAGAGUUAUACAAAACAACAUAA
This is a messenger RNA of Sardina pilchardus (European sardine), 1613 nucleotides long. RefSeq lists its product as uncharacterized. Bases 205 to 1170 code for a protein of 321 amino acids. NCBI's taxonomy places the organism in Eukaryota, Metazoa, Chordata, Actinopteri, Clupeiformes, Clupeidae. The record is from RefSeq and is a predicted model, not a curated record. Gene Ontology annotation, molecular function: hydrolase activity, hydrolyzing N-glycosyl compounds. The transcript has 7 exons.